Molecule: messenger RNA, 999 nt
Organism: Fusarium vanettenii 77-13-4
Lineage: Eukaryota; Fungi; Ascomycota; Sordariomycetes; Hypocreales; Nectriaceae
Exons: 1
Coding region: 1-999 (332 amino acids)
Source: RefSeq, a predicted model, not a curated record
AUGGAAACUCUCGACUUCAAGUCCCAAGAAAGGGAACAUCUCAUAUACUCUAUUGAUCAAAUCCUUUGCCUCAAAAUCACCCUCGACGAUUCUUCCUCUCAUCACCAAACAGAGGUUCUAGUGAGGGUUGAGAAAUUUGAACCAGAAUGGACAUUCUCCUGUGGUAUGCUGGUGGAAAUUCUUCCCGACUCAGCACGGCAACUAGGCCUAGACGAAGGAACACAGGCAUUUCUCAAGCUCUUUGAUCGAAGAUUUGCACGCUCCCUCCGCAAGUGGGAAAGGGUCGGUCCAUGGACAGCUAAUAUCGAGGAUGAAUUUCUGCACAAGCUCAAAUCAGGAGAUCUUCAGGAUUUUCUUGGUAGGCUUCACGCCGAGGAAGACUCCGAAGAAGAUGACGACGAGGACGACUGGGAUGCAUCUGAGAACGAGGCUUGGCUUGCCGAUAUGAUGCUCAACUACUUUCGGGCUGAAGUUGCAACAUAUUCUGCUCUGCAAAAGCACCAGGGAGACUUGAUUCCACGUCUUUUUGCCCAAGUUACUCUCCAAGUGGUCCAACCGAGCACCUCUCUCGACGAGCAGCAGCAGGAUACAUGUCUAGUGAAGGGCAUCUUGAUCGAAUAUCUGAAAGGCUUCACCCUAUCUUCCCUCAAAUCAUCUGCUCCACGUUCCUCAUGGCAGAACAUUGUAGAUCAAGGAAUUCGAAUAACUCAUGUCCUUGGCGACAACAAUAUUCUCAACUCCGACGUUCGGCCCGACAAUAUGAUGGUCGUUCGUCAAGGCAAGGAGGAGUACCGAGUCUGCAUGAUCGAUUUCGGCCACUGCAGGAUGCGCCGAGAAGACGAGUCUGAUCAUGAUUGGGGGCGAGCAAAGUGGUGUCAGGACGAGGAGGGUGCCAUUGGGGUGGUUAUGAGGGGGGCUCUAGCCAAAGUUGGAUUUCAGCUUCACUACGAAAACUCGGGGAGAUAUCUAGAAUGGGCACCCGGUGAGGAUGAUCAGUAG